Molecule: messenger RNA, 705 nt
Organism: Penicillium roqueforti
Lineage: Eukaryota; Fungi; Ascomycota; Eurotiomycetes; Eurotiales; Aspergillaceae
Exons: 1
Coding region: 1-705 (234 amino acids)
Source: RefSeq, a predicted model, not a curated record
AUGGCCUCUUUGGGGCUUGCUUACCUUGAGGACUCGGAUUCCGAGUCCAAUACCGAUCCCGAUAUCAAUCCAGACACCCAAUCCAACCCGCCCAGCGCCCAGCCAGAGCCUGAUUCCCUCAUACAGCCGCUUCCACCCUCUACACAGCCGACAUGCGCGAUCACGAUGGCGCUACCGCCCACCGAUCGUACAUACGCGACCUCCGAUGAAGCAAAGGAUGCUAUCAACGACUUCGCACGCCCACAUGGGUAUGCGGUUACGAUCCGCCGGUCUAAGACUACCAAAAGGGGGGUAAAGAAGACAGUCCGGCUUAUCUGUGAUCGUGGUCGGAGGCCAGAUGCAUGUGAGCAUCGGCCUCAACCGAAGAAGCGAAUCAAUACCAAUACUAUGGCGUUAGAAUGCCCCUUCUCUAUGGCUCUGCGGCGAGACCACGGAACAGGUCUUUGGCAUGUCACAAUCGAGAACCCGUCCCAUAACCACCAACCAUCUCCUGCUUCAACGCACGCUGUACAGCGAACCCGAGAGCUUACCAAUAAAAGAGAGCAGAUUGUUACUGCGCUUCGAUUGGGUCGUACUACUCGUCAGAUCAUGGCCGAAUUGCAUGAGGCUGACCCCGACACUGCUAUCAUUCCACGUGAUAUUUACAGCACCCGGUUCAGAUUGAAACAGUUGUUUCCUGUAAAGCAUACCAAAUCAAAGAAAUAA